CUACAGUGGUGCUCAUACAGAAGGUGGUGCCUUCGAAAACUUAAACUACGAUUAACCAAGGUGUUUGAUGGCAGGAAACCUUUCAAAUCCUACUUUCACGUUCUACCUCAAAAUUGCAAAAUUUGAUAUCGAUCCCAAAGCAAAGUAUCCCGUGUUCUUUGCUGGAAUUCUGGUCUACAUGUUCUCUGUGAUCUGCAAUACAACUAUUCUCGGACUGAUCAUCAGCCAGAAAAGCCUUCACAAGCCCAUGUUCUACAUUCUAUUCAGCCUCCCAUUGAUCGACUUAAUAGGAAUCACUGCCGGUCUGCCAAGGGUGCUUGUGGACAUUGUAACCGAAACGAAUGAUGUCUACUACCCAACAUGCGUUCUCCAAGCUUUUUUGAUACAUUUAUAUGGAGGUGGAACACUUUUUUUACUGGCAGCCAUGUCCUUAGACCGAUACAUAGCAAUAUGCAAUCCACUCAGAUAUAACUCUAUCAUGACUCCCAGUAGAAUAUUUGGACUCAUAGCAUUUGCAUGGGGCCUUGACUUUGCCGUAAUAACCGUCCUAUUUUCUCUGCAGGCUAGAUUAGUGAAAUGCAAGUCUUUUAUCACAAACGUGUACUGUGACAACCCAUCUUUAGUUUUGCUUUCAUGUGGAGGCGAUUUAAGUGUGAACAACAUUUACGGUUUAUUUCUGACAGCGUUUAUUCAGAUUACCAGUGUCUUUAUUCAGAUGUUCUCCUACGGAUGCAUUGUUAUCACAUGUGUAAAGCAAACACAUGCCGAUUCAAGGGUUAAGGCUUUAAAUACUUGUGUGGCUCAAUUCACUACAUUUAUUCUCUUCGAAAUGGUGACGGCUGUCGCUAUUAUAUCAUAUCGGAUUCCUGAUUUUCCUCCCACUGCACAAAGGGUUUGUGGCUUAAUGAUUUAUGCUGUCCUGCCAGUUGUCAAUCCAGUUAUCUAUGGACUGAAAAUGAAAGAUAUCAGAAUAGCACUGUUUGUGGUUUUAAGAAAGCGCAAAGUUGUUCCAGGUAGAAAAACAGAUGUUGUUAAAAUCAGAAAAUAAUUUGAAUGUAAGAGCUGUAAUAGAUGUAUUCUGGAUCACACAUUUAAGUGUACAUACAAUUUUUAAUCUGAGAAUACUGAUGUUAAAGAAUAAAAUGUGUUAACAUGUAUCAAACAACUGUAUUCAGACCAUUUAAUAAUACAGAUGUUUUUAAUUACCUUAUAAAUAUGUUAAUAAUUUUCAGCACCUUUUUCAAACUUCUGUGCAGAUAUUAAAACAAAUUAUGCAGUCAAAUUAGUAACAAACAUUCCAUGGUUGCAUUACAUUUAUGAAAAAUUCUCUGCUGAAUAUGUACAUUAUCAUGUAUUCUUGUAUUACAUCAAGACAUUUUUCACAUUCUACAUUUAAAUUACAAAGAGAAUGCUGUAUUAUUUGUGUAUACUGUACUAUUUACUGUAUUUUUGGUAACACUUUAGUUCAGGUGACAAUUCAUGCUAUUAACUGGCUUAUCACCUGGCUAUUAUUAAAAUAUAAACGGUUCAUUAGUAGUUGUAUGAUCUAAUUCUAAAACCUAAACCCAACUACUACCUUACUUGCUAUUAUCAAACAUUUAAUUAGUAGUUUAUUAAGCAAGAAGUGUUAGCAAAUGGUUUGUUAACACCAUGAAUUGUUACCUGAAAAGUGUUACCGUUUUUGUUACUGUAUCUUUCCCUCUGUGAAUACAAGGGAAAAAGUCAAUGAAUAAUUAUGAUAAACAUAUAAGAUUUAGGAAUUUAUAUAUCAUCAUUGAAUGAAUAAAUUGCUUCUGCUGGCA
Messenger RNA from Danio rerio (zebrafish), 1802 nucleotides. NCBI's taxonomy places the organism in Eukaryota, Metazoa, Chordata, Actinopteri, Cypriniformes, Danionidae. The record is from RefSeq and is a predicted model, not a curated record.